Messenger RNA from Prorocentrum cordatum, 2146 nucleotides. The record is from the annotation of a GenBank genome assembly. NCBI's taxonomy places the organism in Eukaryota, Dinophyceae, Prorocentrales, Prorocentraceae.
AUGCCCGCCGGCGAGGCGCCGCCCCGCGGACCGGCGAAGCCGCCAGGACCGCCGCCGGCGAAACCGCCGGGCACACCGCCUCCUGCCGCCGCUGCCGCUUCGGCCGCCAGCGGCGUGGACCCUGCUGCCGCGACCACCCGGGUCCCCGGCAGCGAGGGCGACGAGGCAGCCUACGCCGAAGAGUGGGCUGGCUGGACAGGCGGAGGCUGGUGGCGCCAGGAGAGUUCGACCUGGGACGGGGGAAGAGGACUCGAUGCUGGCCUGUCCAAGACGACGCCCAGCUACGAGCUGCUGAAGACCGACGGCUACCGACGCGGCACGACCGCCAUCAGCGAGGGGGCUUUCCUGGUCACGAACUCGCUGCAAGGAGAGGCGGCCGAGGCAACGGAGGAGAUCGACCUGGACCUGCUAGAGACAGACGAGGCCUUCAGGCCGCUGUUCAAGGUCCUGGACGAGUACUACAAAUACGACAACUGGACUGAGCUGCCAGCCCGGACGGAUCAGUUCUUCGGCAGGUUCGCCCGCCAGGAGAAGGAGUCCAUGAAGUUGUGCUGCCUACGCCAUCAGCGCGACCUCAGGAAACUGAAGGAAGUGGGGAUGGAGAUUCCAGAUAUGCUAGCGGGCUGGCACCUCCUCACGAGAGCGGCGAUCCCGCCGUCAGGUGCCGCCCAGGUUCGGAGUCAAUGCGUAGACGGCCUCAGCUGGCAAAAUGUGAAGAAAGCUCUACUCGACACGUAUGGAGCCGAGGGUCUGCCCGACAAGCGUGACAUCAAACGAGUGGAGAAGAUGCUGCUCGGGCAGAAUGCCAAGGACGACGCUCAUUACACAAACGACUACGAGUGGGAGCGAGGCCUGAGCUACGAAGACACGUACCUGAUCGCAGAGGAGCCACCGCAAGAUGUCGAGGACGCGCAGCUCGCGCGCGACGAGGCCUACCUGAGUUUCGUGGAUGCGAAGAAGCGCGUGGCGGAGAUCGCGAAGUCCAGACGCUUCUACCCGAUCGUCGCCGUGGCGCCCGACAACAACUACCGUGAAUCACGACCUGCCCGAGCCCCAGGCAUAGGCAAGGGACGUGGACGCGGCAAAGGCAAAGGAUCAAGUCAGCCACGACGAGAUCCAUCAGCGUUCAAGUUCCCGAAGACCCUUUUCGCCCGCUCACCGGCUGCAUCGAGUGCGGGAUCAACCGGGACGGGCUCAACGCAGCAGCGCGGCCCGAGGUUCAAGAGAUUCCGUCGCGGCGGGUUCACCAAGACGGAGACCGAGUCAGGCAACAUGGUCGAGGACGUCGAGACGUUGGAGUACGCGAAUUCGACCGAGGAGGUGUUCCUGCUGACAGUCGGCAAGGGCAUCAGCGACGGAGGCGCUACGCGGCCCGUCAUGGACGACAAGGUCUGGGCGCAGUGGGAGAAGCUGCUGCGCGUGAAGCAGUUGCUGCACGAGGUCAAGUAUGAGAAAAGUGAUCGACGGUUCAGGUUCGGAGACGGGAAGACGCUGGAGGCGAAGAAGGCGGUGACGUUGUCGGUGUGGCCGUUCGGCAUCACGAAGCAAGUCGCCACCCGCCUCGUCGAGGGGUGGACGCCGCUGCUCAUCGCCAGGCCCUGCGCGGAGGAGUGGGGUCUCAUUCGGGACUACCGAGCAGGUGCGUUCAUGAUGAAGGACCUCCCCGACAAAGGUUGGAUGAAGUCCGAGCGCGAUGAGAAAGGCCACUUCAUCAUUGAUCUGUUGGGCAGCGCUGGGAAGGAAGCAGACGACGCCAUGAACGAGGGCGCUCCCACGGGCGGCGAGGAGAGCAGCGACGACUCGACGGACAAGGACUCGGAGGGGAGUUCGGUGAAGGGAGAGACCGACGAUGGCAGCGACUCGUCGGUGCCAGACGCCGAUGCCUACUACCUCGAGACCGCCCCGGAGUUCUACGACAUCGGUAGCGACGACGAGGCGCUGACGACCGAGAGGUUCUCAGACAUGGACGCGGACACCUACUCAGACCUGAUCUUGGCCCUGGAGCAAGCGGAGACCGACAUGAGGGAUACGCUCAGAGGACCCCGCGAACGCGUGGUCUGGGAGGUCUUCGUGGACCAAGGGGCUUUGUCGGAGGAGCUGCUGGAGUUCCCACAGGUCAAGGUGAUCCAGUUCAGGCUGGCCGAUG